GAUACUCGGAUGCGCGGUCAAUAUACAAACAGAAAUUGAAAGAAAUGUUGCAUGAUUUGGUGGAGAAUAUGGACUAUGAUGCGGCAGUCGAUGAGUUUGCAGCUGUCAAACUGCACGACGAUUUGCCGUUGUACCUGACUGAUGGUGUAAAAAAAUGUACAGUAUUUGGAAAUAGGAACACGAUAGAUCCUGAUGGUAAAGUUAGUAAAGUUGUUCAGUUACAGCUUGAUUCAAAAGUUUCCUUACUUCAACUGAAUAUUUGUAGGUUAGUGAAAGAGGACGAGCGUUAUCUGCUGUACCAUUCCAUGAGCAACUCCCUGGAAUACCAUGAAAGAGACAGGGAAUUCUUGGAGGUUCCGGAGGAUAAUAUUGAGGCUGUGAGACGUCUUUUCCACUCCUACCCGAAUUAUUUGAAAGUUGCCGAUCUGCCCAUAGAUGAUGAUGAGGCCAAGUGGUCGUUCGCCAAUACACUUUGGGAGAAUGGUCUGCUAAAAACCGAUAAACCUCUGCUUAAGAUCAGCCCUGAGGAGAUGGUUGGCGAUGACGAUGAUGAUGAUGAGGACUAAACACAGUACUAGGACUAAGACAGAAAAGUGUUAAAAACAGUACGUUGAUCGUUAGCUAUGAAAAUAUUUGUUCCUCUGGUUUUCACUGAAAAAAGUUGAAAAAUGUACGUUGAUCGUUAGCUCUAAAAAUUCGUUUCUGUUUGUUUUUAAAUGAACAAAAGGUCAGGAACUGAGUAUUGCCAGUUGAUACAUAUUUACAGAUGGAAAUUACUGAGAUAUUAUAUUUAUUCAAAUGCUAAUGAAUUAAUAAUUAUUAUUAAACGAAAAUCCAAAUUAAAUGCUGUAAAUCGCCCCGAAGACUUCUGCUUCUGCAAAU
Nilaparvata lugens (brown planthopper) is the source of this 882-nucleotide messenger RNA. RefSeq names its product bifunctional lysine-specific demethylase and histidyl-hydroxylase NO66-like. The transcript has 4 exons. The record is from RefSeq and is a predicted model, not a curated record. Bases 45 to 566 code for a protein of 173 amino acids. NCBI's taxonomy places the organism in Eukaryota, Metazoa, Arthropoda, Insecta, Hemiptera, Delphacidae.